Bursaphelenchus okinawaensis is the source of this 628-nucleotide messenger RNA. NCBI's taxonomy places the organism in Eukaryota, Metazoa, Nematoda, Chromadorea, Rhabditida, Aphelenchoididae. The record is from the annotation of a GenBank genome assembly.
AUGGUAUUAAAAAAUGUGGCCAAGAUUGUUUUGGCAGCAGGAGAAGCCGUGGGAAAAGCUUUCACGCGAGCAGUAAAGCAAGAAAUGGAAGGUAAGUAGAUUAUAUUUUCUUCAACAGUUGUUUUAGCAUCAAGGCGGACAGCUCAGGCCGCUGCUUCUGGUGCAUCUAGCUCUCAACAAAGGACUUCGGCUCAAACUGAGACAAAAACUAAUGCCAGAUUGGGAAUAUCACUUCAGGUUUGUUUUUACUUGGUUUUUCUUUUGUUUUUAGCGUUAUUCAUACGAAUUCGAAAGGCAAUACCUAUAUGAUAUCAUGAAUACAAAAUACGAAGUUUCUAUUCAUUUUUUUGUUUAUCUUGAUAUGUAUUAUUAAUUUUCAAUAUUUUUUACCAUCUUACACAAGUCAUUUCAGGAGUCACUUCAAAUAUUAGACGUCAAAACUCCGCUGAAUGCAGAAGAAGUUCAAAAAAAGUAUGACCAUCUGUUUAAAAUUAAUGAUAAGGAGAAUGGAGGUACUAUAUAUCUACAGUCGAAAGUCUACCGAGCAAAGGAAAGGAUAGAUGCUGAACUUUCAAAAGAAGAACCACAGAAACCAAAAGUAGAAUCGAAAGAAGAGGCUUCUGGAUAA